AUGUGUGAAUUCAACUCUAACCUGACACAGGCACAGCUCGGCUCACGUUGCCGUCACCUAAAGAUGCCAAAACUGCCAGAUUUUGUCCAGUGUCGCUAUGACGACAUGUGCAUGGGUCUUGAGUGCUGCUUGAAUGUUGACUACAAGCUUUUGAAGAAGCCAAUGAAAGUGUGGUCGAUUGUCGAUUCAUGUUCAAACAAGGUGUCAGCUGGUCUCGAAACUUACCAGUACAACGUCACGCUUGAUGCAAGUUUCUGGGAUCGGGAAAAUCUGAUGGAGAUUUCCGAGUUUGUUCGCGCUUUCUUCUCUGUCAGUAAAGACGAUAGCACAGCCAUGCUGGAAUACGUCCUAGUCCUCAGCAUUUAUCUUGACGACGACAACACCUACCCAAUGCUGGACAAGUUCAAAAUGCCAAUGCCUGAAUGUAACGCUGACUUUAACUUAGGUACCGACCUCAGCAGCUUCGUGAGCUCAUUUCCGGCAAGCGCAAUGGUCGGCGCAACAGAUGACAUCCUCCGCCGAUUGCGUUUACCAUCAUCUUUCUUCGACCGAAGUGCCUGCCCAGUAGCAGACAACUAUGUCCAACAAUCACACGCCAACUGCCCGGACUUCGUGUUCCCGGCUAUGCCUGAAGGAUUCCGCUGCAAGUUGAACUCCGAUUGCUUGACGUUGGACUGCUGUGCCACGAUGCAUUUCUUCGAUAAAAUGGAGUAUGCGUUCAAGGCGAGCUUCGAGAUUAUGCCGUGUACAUAUGAGGUCAAAAUUAGUGUUGAGACAGAUGAGGUCACAAGGAACAUAUUUGAUAGCUUUGGAUCUGUCUGGUCUAAGUCUUAUGGUAACACCCUCCAAGUUAUGUACAACUUCAAGAAGGGCAUCCCUGGUCAGUUCAUCAUCGACUUUGGCCUUCAGUACUGCAUGGAUGGCAUGUGCUCGGACCCGUUGUACUUCAUGCAUGACACCAUCAUGACGGUGCCGUUAUGCCAGAGUGGUGCAAUGAGCUGGCCUUCUGUUGAUGUCCAAGCUGCCAUGAUCAGCUAUGCUGGUGAUGCAGCAGAAAAGAUCCUAGCUCUCCAGAACAACCUGCUCCGCGACGGGCUGACCUGUGAUCUAAGUGUGUCCACAACAUCUUGUCCCCACUUUGAGCUACCGUCAAUGCCGGAAAACUACCGCUGCGCGUACAAUCGGGAGUGUACCGGUUUCGACUGCUGCAUCGACAUGGAUAUGAAAAUCUCAAGCAGAACAUUUGCAUUCCGAGUCUUGCUUGAUCCGUGUAAAUUGUCGUUCCAUGUUGGAUUUGAGAAGUGGGAAUUUAAUGGAACACUAAAGGGCUACAGUUGGGGUAUGUGUAUGAUUUGUUUAUUUCAUUAA
Lineus longissimus is the source of this 1368-nucleotide messenger RNA. RefSeq lists its product as uncharacterized. The record is from RefSeq and is a predicted model, not a curated record. Lineage: Eukaryota; Metazoa; Nemertea; Pilidiophora; Heteronemertea; Lineidae. The coding region runs from base 1 to 1368 and encodes 455 amino acids. The transcript is spliced from 6 exons.